AUGUCAACUACUAUCGCAAUCGCUGGCAUCAGCAGCACUCUUGCUCUUCUCAUCGCGAAAUUACUUCUCCAACAACCUGAUGUCCACAUUCGCGGCUCUUCACGUAACAUAAACAAGAUCCCGGAUGAUCUGAAAUCCAAUUCUCGCAUUUCAUUGGUACAGAGCGACCCAUACGACACUGAGACGUUGCGCACCUUGGUGCGCGGUUGCAGUGUGGUAAUAUGCUGCUACUUCUCGAGCAAUGAAGUCAUGCUCGAGACACAGAAAAGUUUAAUUGAUCUUUGUGAAAAAGAGGGUAUACCGCGUUACAUCGCCAGUGACUACACUGCAGAUUACCACAAGCUCGAUCCGACCGACUUGGGGAUUAAAAACUUUACAAACGAUAUUGGUGUGCAUAUCCUGGUUGGUCAUCUCAUCGAGACAUUUCUUGACAUUUUCGAAGUCUGGUACCCGGAAGCGAACGAGCUUAGGUAUUGGGGAACUGGUAAUGAGAAAUGGGACCUCACCUCGUAUUGGACAGCAGCAGAAUAUGUUGCUGCUGUGGCUCUUGACCCGAAUGCAUCUGGCUUCUUCAAAUUUCGAGGAGAUCAUAAAAGUAUAGUGGAAAUCGCCAAUGACGUGGAAUUAGUGACCGGCUGCAAGCAAGUCCUCAAAUCCAAAGGACCUUUGACCGUCCUUGAGAAGCGGUUGGAUGGCGCUGGUAACAUAGAGCAAACCCUCUCUGCUAGUCAAUACUUCACAUUAACUGGAAAGAUUUCCUUUGGUGACAAUAUAGAUAACGCCAAAUACCCCUCCGUGAAGCCAGAAGCAUUUUCGGACGUACUGCGACGACGUUUAAAGUAA
Molecule: messenger RNA, 843 nt
Organism: Bipolaris zeicola 26-R-13
Lineage: Eukaryota; Fungi; Ascomycota; Dothideomycetes; Pleosporales; Pleosporaceae
Exons: 4
Coding region: 1-843 (280 amino acids)
Source: RefSeq, a predicted model, not a curated record